GAAUCCUAAAACCCUCUCUGACUCCCGAUCAUUACAACCAAGGAGUUCUUGAAUUUUUGAAGUCGCAGAUUCAAAUUCGUAAUACCCACUCGAUGUUAGGCCUUAAUUUCACAACCGAAGCAACAAAUUGACUUCUUCUGAGGUUCCUCUUUGCAAAUUUCAAGAUCUGGAUUUCACAUCGUAGGUUAUAAAUGGAUUCGAUGGCAAAGCCUGAAGAUAGGAUCAGUAAAUUACCGAAUGAAGUUGUUUAUUGCAUACUUUCCUUCCUUCCCACAGUAGAUGCUGUCAGGACCACCGUGUUGUCUAAAAGAUGGAGCAAAAUGUGGGCGAAGCUUAAAACUCUAAAUUUCGACAGCAAUAAAAAGGAAUUUCGGGACUAUGAAGAGGCUUUUAGUUUCGUAACAUUUGUCACUCGUGUACUCUUCUUUCGUAAAGUACCAGAGAUACAUAAAUUCCGUCUAAAAAUGCCCUAUCCCCAGUAUAUACCUCAUAUUGAGGACUGGGUUUUCACUGCUGUUAUCCGAAAUGUUGUCGAGCUUGAUCUUCAUGUUUUUGAAACUGGGGUUGAUGUUUUUGUGUUACCUGAGUGCAUUUAUUGGUGCAAAACGCUGAGGGUUUUGAAACUCCAUCUGACGCCCUGGACGCGCACUGAUGAUCCUCCUGCAUCCGGCUGUUUCCCAAGUCUCAAGUUUCUCCAUGUAUCAGUUUAUAAUCCUCAGGAAACAACUAUGAAUUUGCUUUUCUCUUGCUGCCCGGUACUUGAAGGUUUGACAAUAGAUGGAACCAUUGAUGGGAACACUGGUGAUCAUGUGAAUUACAAUUUCAAGGUCUCUGCACCGGAACUGAAGACAUUGAGGAUAAGUUUGGAAAAUAUAUAUGACCCUGUCGAUGUUCAUAUUAAUGCCCCUAAGCUUGAAAACCUUGAUCUGAAGCGUCUUGGUUUGACCAACUGUUUUCUCAUUGGGAGUACAAAAUCCCUAGUCAAUGCCAGUAUUGCAUUCAGAGAACACUUUGAAGUAGACAAAAAGCUUGAUCUUUCCACCUUUGCAAUGGCGCUUCUGGAUCAAAUUUCUAAUGUUAAAUUUCUAUCUCUUUCAGCUCAUUGCUUGGAGGACUUGCAUCUCCCUGAGGAUUGGCAUCUCCCUGUUUUUCAUAAUGUGAACCAAUUGAGGCUGGCUUUUUGGGAACACAAUUUGUUGGAAUUGUUAGCGGUUUUUCUCAAUAGUGCACCUACUCUGGAAGAUCUUGUCUUAGAAGAUAGAACUGAAGGUUACACAGAACUGUCAGAGAGUCACUGGAAUCCACCCAAGGAGGUGCCUGCUGGUUUAUCAUCAAACCUGAAGACCAUCUCCUUUAAGGGAUUCAAGGGAAGGCUGUUUGAGAUGGAAAUGAUAAAGUAUCUGUUGAAGAAUGGUCAACUGUUGAAUAAGAUGACGAUUUCUACAAGUCUGCAUCUUUCGUAUGAUAGACAGAAUGAGUUAUACACAGAGUUUAUGAUGUUCCAUAGGGCAGCAACUUGUCAUGUUGAGUUCGUGCACAUGCAAGUUUAGGUUUGACAAAGGUUUGGAGUUUGUUUUAUCUGUGCAGAAGCAUCCGUUAUCGAAGCUGUGUGAUUUUAGAUAAAUAGUGUUAAGAGUAUUUUUGUGAUCCUGCGACUACUAAUUUCAGCAGGUCUUCAUCUUUCUUAUGCUGAACUAGAGGAGUUAUACACAGAGUUUAUGAUGUUCGAUAGAGCAACAACUUGUCAUGUUGAGUUAUGCAGUUGCAAGGUUAGGUUUUACUAAGGAUUGAAGUUUAAUAUAUCUGUGCAGAAACAUCCGUUAUCAAAGCUGUGUGAUUUUAGAUAAACACUGUUGGAGUAUCCUAGUGAUGUU
Rosa rugosa (rugosa rose) is the source of this 1874-nucleotide messenger RNA. RefSeq names its product FBD-associated F-box protein At4g10400-like. The coding region runs from base 192 to 1550 and encodes 452 amino acids. The transcript is spliced from 4 exons. Gene Ontology annotation, molecular function: protein binding. The record is from RefSeq and is a predicted model, not a curated record. Lineage: Eukaryota; Viridiplantae; Streptophyta; Magnoliopsida; Rosales; Rosaceae.